Molecule: messenger RNA, 1031 nt
Organism: Marmota monax (woodchuck)
Lineage: Eukaryota; Metazoa; Chordata; Mammalia; Rodentia; Sciuridae
Gene: Myl7
Product: myosin light chain 7
Exons: 7
Coding region: 107-580 (157 amino acids)
Biological process (GO): heart contraction; cardiac muscle tissue development
Cellular component (GO): cytoplasm; myofibril
Molecular function (GO): calcium ion binding
Source: RefSeq, a predicted model, not a curated record
UUGGGCCUGUUCUCUGCUGCUCUCCUUAUUUGGACCGCCAGGUGAUAAGGCUGGGACAUAAAGGGGGUCUGGCAGCAAGAGGGAGCAGCAAUUCGCGUCAGAGAAGAUGGCCAGCAGGAAGACUGGGAUCCGGGGAAAGGCUGCAGCCACCAAGCAGACUCAGCGUGGAUCUUCCAAUGUCUUUUCCAUGUUUGAACAAGCCCAGAUCCAGGAGUUCAAGGAAGCAUUCAGCUGCAUUGACCAGAACAGAGAUGGCAUUAUCUGCAAGUCAGACCUGAGAGAGACCUACUCCCAGCUCGGCAAGGUGAGCGUCCCAGAGGAGGAACUGGAUGCUAUGCUGCAGGAGGGGAAGGGCCCCAUCAACUUCACGGUCUUCCUCACACUCUUUGGGGAGAAACUCAAUGGGACAGACCCCGAGGAAGCCAUCCUGAGUGCCUUCCGUAUGUUUGACCCCAGCGGCCAAGGGGUAGUGAACAAGGAUGAGUUCAAGCAGCUCCUCCUGACCCAGGCAGACAAGUUCUCUCCAGCUGAGACAGUGGCCCCUGUUCAUCCCUCCAAGCAUGCUGAGAAGACAGGGUGAGCAAAUCAAGGAAUUGUCCUUAUGCUAUCCUAAGUUGUUUUUUUUUUUUUUUUUCAUGAAGUAAGGGAUAAAUUUAAAAUCCAAGCCUCUACAGGUGAAAUUGUGAUAGACUUUGAAAUGGAUGAAAACACCACAGGUGUCUCAUUAUUAAUUGGAUGGAGUCCUCUGCACCUUUAUCUUUAAGCAAUUUCAUAACUCUAUAGGUUAUAGAAAACUAAUAGCAAGGCAAUGACUCUUGUCCACAGACAUGCAAAUAAAUGUUCAGUGGAAACAUUUAUUUUCCCUUUUACUCUGUUAAAAGAAGCCAAUUUUGCAACUGUUAAGCAGAUUCACCUCAGCAUUCCUGACUGCCUAUCCAUAUGGAUGCUUUUUGCAUUCUUCCUGAAUGAGUUGUAACAUUUUAUUGUUUCCCUAGUGAAUUAACAAAUAAAAUCUUUGGUGGUGUUCACUA